This is a messenger RNA of Penicillium pulvis, 759 nucleotides long. RefSeq names its product DNA-directed RNA polymerase III subunit C31. The record is from RefSeq and is a predicted model, not a curated record. Lineage: Eukaryota; Fungi; Ascomycota; Eurotiomycetes; Eurotiales; Aspergillaceae. Gene Ontology annotation, biological process: transcription by RNA polymerase III. The coding region runs from base 1 to 759 and encodes 252 amino acids. Gene Ontology annotation, cellular component: RNA polymerase III complex. The transcript is spliced from 4 exons.
AUGGCGCCUAAGGGCAAGCGCCUUCCUGGCGCCGAAUUCACUUGGGAUGCAGACCCUGGUGGUGUACCAGACACAGCUCCGACUCCCCUCUACCCACAAAAUCUUACACACUACUCUGAGCAGGCAUAUACCGUCCCGUGGACCCGAAAAUUGUCAUCUAAAGAACAAAAAGAGGUCGAUCACUACCGACACCACCGCGAACGCGAUCAAGAAGGCCCGCACUACUCGGUCCUAGAUUCCUCCUCUUCAUCGGCCAAGAAGGGUACUGCUGCGCGCGUCAAUUUUGAUCCAUUCACGGGCAUGCCGUCUUAUGCCGGACGAUACCAGAAGAAGCGGCGGACGCUCCCACACAUUGAUCCCACUGGAGGGCCUUACGAAUUCAUUAUGAAAUAUUUCCCUCGCGAACUUUGGCAAACUAUUCAACCAAGCUUCCGACCAGACGUCGACAUGGAUGGGUAUAAACCCAUGGCGGGCAGUGCCGGUAUGAAGCGUGGAUUCGAGGACGACGAAGAUGACGGUGAUGACGAGACUAAAAAGAAACGUGCGAAUGGCGAGGGCGAUGAGGAGGGAGACGGUGACGAGGAGGGUGAUCUUCUUGAUGAGGAGGAAGGACAGGAAGAAUGGGAAGAGGAGAACGACUUUGAGGAUGACGAGGAUGAGAUGGGCGGUGAUUACAAUGCGGAGCAGUACUUCGAUGGUGGUGAUGAUGACUAUGGAGACGACGACGGCGGUGACGGUGGUGGUGAGGAUGUGCUCUGA